Molecule: messenger RNA, 1354 nt
Organism: [Torrubiella] hemipterigena
Lineage: Eukaryota; Fungi; Ascomycota; Sordariomycetes; Hypocreales; Clavicipitaceae
Source: the annotation of a GenBank genome assembly
GCACUUUUUGCUUGCGUUUCAUACUAGAUUAUUGUAAUCACCAAACACGAUGAGGUUCCUCUUUGUCGCUCUAGCGGGCGCCGCGAUUGUCUCAGCGGCGGCUAUCGAGAGCACCCAAGAGAAAUUCAACUAUGACGGCUACAAAGUCUUGCGCAUGGAUAUCGAGAAUGAAGACGAGGCACGUCGCUUAACCGAUAUUGUAGAUAAUCUCGGUCUCUCUUGGUGGAAAAUGCCUGGAGAGGCUGGUGACCAUGCCACCGUUCAGAUUCCACCAGACCAAGUGUCCGCCUUUGAAGCUGGUGCAGCAGCUGCAGCCUUCCGAAAUAUCGAAGUUGUACACGACGAUUUAGGAUACGCCAUCUUUCAAGAAUCAAACGUGACCGACACCUAUGAGCCUGGCAGCAACAGCAUGAACUGGUUCGGUUCAUAUCAUACCUGGGAUCAACACCAUCAAUGGUUCAAGGAUAUUCAAGCCAAAUAUCCCAAAAAUUCCGCCAUGGUAUCCAUGGGAAAAUCCGUGGAAGGCAAAGACAUUUUUGGAAUCCAUAUUUGGGGAUCUGCCAAGGGCAGGAAGGCUUUUGUUAUGACUGGUACCAUCCACGCACGCGAAUGGAUUGUUGGUAAAGUCAUCGAGUAUAACGUCCAGGGAAUUUUGGAAGAGAUGGAAAAAGAGGAGAUGAAGCCAAUCAUGGAGAAGUUUGACUUCUUUAUCUACCCAUUUGUUAACCCAGACGGCUUCAUCUUCACGAGCAACACUCGCAUGUGGCGCAAGAAUCGUGCCAAGACAGACAAGCCCAACUGCCUUGGUAUUGAUUGUAAUCGCAACUUCGACACCAAAUGGGGUGGUCCAGGAGCUUCAAAAGAUCCAUGCCACGAAAUGUACCAUGGCCCAUCCGCCGCGUCCGAGCCCGAGACCAAGGCGAUCCAAAAUACCAUCUUGGAUAUCUCGAAAUCACAAGGUGUUGCCUUCUAUAUCGACUGGCACUCCUACGGCCAAAUGAUCUUAUCUCCAUACGGCUAUAAUUGCCAAACCGAGGGUCCUCGAUUUAAGGAACACAUGACACACUCCAACGCUAACGCUGAUGCACUCAAAGCGGUUCACGGUACACAAUUUAGAACCGGAUCUGCAUGCAAAGUUCUCUAUCAACUCUCUGGUUCCAGCACGGACUGGGCGGUUGACAAUGCCAAGGUAGAGUUUGCCUAUUUGCAGGAGCUUCGAGAUAAGUCUGGCUUUGUCAUUAAACCAGAGCUUAUCAAACCAAGCGGCGAAGAGGCCUGGGCCGGUCUCAAAGCAAUGAUGAAGAGCUACAUCAAGACAAACUAUGCCCAGAGCGGUUUCAACGAAACCGCAUAA